Molecule: messenger RNA, 1520 nt
Organism: Eupeodes corollae
Lineage: Eukaryota; Metazoa; Arthropoda; Insecta; Diptera; Syrphidae
Gene: TBCC
Product: tubulin-specific chaperone C
Exons: 1
Coding region: 148-1191 (347 amino acids)
Biological process (GO): tubulin complex assembly; post-chaperonin tubulin folding pathway
Cellular component (GO): cytoplasm
Molecular function (GO): tubulin binding
Source: RefSeq, a predicted model, not a curated record
AAAUUCAAGAAAUCCGAAGGUCAACACCUCUAACAUCCCUCACUGAGGAGGAAAAGAAAAAGAUACUAUUUUUGAGAAAACUCAAAGCAGCUGCUGUAGAAAGUCCAGUCUAUCUGCCGCAGAAGAAAGACAACUAAAAUAUUUAAAAUGGAUGUUGACAAUAGUCUCGAUGUUAAUGCCAAAAAAGACACCGUAUUGGAGCGCAUCAACAAACGCAACAAAGACCGACAGAAUUACUUAGAUGUGAAGCUCGAACUACGGAAUAAAGAAAACCUAGACCUUGAAGGAAUCGAUUAUUUCUCACAGACUUUUGGAGAUCGUUCGAAGGAAAUCAAAGCGAAUAUCGACAAUGUUAGCAUCUCAAAACCCGAAGGGGCUGAGCUUCUUCGAGUACUUUCUGCUAUCACAGUUGAAAUCCAAGAGCUGCAACGGUAUCUAUCGAAUUCGACAAUAUUCUUGCCCGACUUCAAAAUCAAAGCCAGUCAAAAUGCUCUCAACGAAAUAAGUUCUCAUGCUGAUUCAGUUCGUCAGAAGUUGAUGCCCAAGAAGAAGUUUGGUUUCAACAGCAAAAAAGUAGCCCCAAAGGUCGUGGUAAAUCCAAAAGUAAAUUCCGUCGAUAAAGUGGAUCUCAGUGAAAAAAUAAGCAUCUCCUCGUCUGUGUUUACUUGGACUCUAUCGAACAAAUCAAAUGAAUAUCUCUUACUUCGCCCAGAACAGGUCGAUAACCAGGACAUUACCAUUUCCAACCUCAGCAACUGCUUUGUUGAGAUCCAAGGUCAUGCUGGGUCUGUACAAAUAUCUGGCAUGGACAAUUGUACCCUCCUCUGUGGCCCUAUUUCCAGAUCACUUUUUGCCGAGAACUGCAAGAAUUCUCGUGUAGCAGCCGCAUGUCAACAGCUACGACUGCAUUCCUCUGUGGGAUGUAGACUUUUCUUGCAUGUCACAUGCCGCGCCAUCAUUGAAGACUGCACCAAAAUAGAAGUUAGCACCUACAACUACAGCUAUCCCCAGAUUGAUUGCGAUUUCACAAAAGCUGCUCUGGAUAAAUCCAUCAAUAACUACACAGACAUUGCUGACUUUAAUUGGCUCUCUCCAGAUGUCCAUUCACCUAAUUGGAAGACCAUUGACCAUCUCACAAUCGAUUGGAAUGAAGCACGAACGAAAUUCAAUGAAAAUCACACGCAAUUAUAGUUGGAAACAUCGAGGCGGCUGACUUGGAUCGCGCUCGCUUUCGCCCUGAUAUUAACAGUCUUAGUCUUGUUGUCACCUCGUAAAUUUUUAUUAGAAACAUUGUUUGUAAAAUUGUGGUAUUUAUUUGAGAGCCUUUUGUUGUAGACAAAAUAGUAGUGCCUCCACACACAACUUAUUAAUUUCACAACUAAUUUGUUCUAUUAUAAUUAAAUUAAAAAAAAUAUUAAAUGGACACUUUUAAAUGGAGUCGUCUAGGCAUACUUACAUUAUAUACUAUUGAAGACAUUUAUUUUUAUGCAAUAUAAUAAAAAAUGAUAUUAACCAUAAAA